AUUUUCAUUUAAAAACUAAUAAAGUUCCGAAUUUGUGACUAAUCUGGUUUUGAGUAUUAGUAUCCGAGUACUGCAAGGCGAGUACUUACCACUAUAUUGUGGGUUUUCAGCACUUGGAUGGAUGUAUGAACUUCAUGGCAUAUACCAAAUCCCCAAAAUUGUUCCAACGCUGGCUUUCAAUUUCUAACUAUCCCCAAAUCUGGGAAAUUUUGAAAUAGCUAAUUAAGAAUAUUCGUCAAGUCUAAAUCAGUUUUCCACGUGGGUAAUUGAGUUAGGGUUAGCAUAGUAGAGAACUUUGUUACUGUGCCGCUAAUAAUGCACACUUUUGUUUACCAAUAUUGCUGUUUGUUAAGUUACUGCAAGUGUUCCUUUUGCCCAAAAAUGUUCUGAACCAAACAGGCGGCUAAGGUUACUUGACGCUCCUUGAUGGGUCACACGAAUUUUGAGAGUUUUGAAACUUGUUGGAGGUUUAGUUAGUGAAUGGGUUUAUUUCUAAGAAUGUCAUGAGUUCGGUGCCCAUCUUUUUUCUUGAAGCUUCAUAGUUUUGAACUGCAGUUUCUGAUGGCAUAAUUGAUUUUUUUCCGAACUUGACUUUCUUAAAUUUUGUUCAAAGUACCUGAGUUCAAUGUAUUGCAGCAUUUGAAUGCUUCAAUAUGCCCGAUCUAUACUGUAUCUUUUGUAUGUACAAUAUUGGAUCUUACCAUGAUCUGUGUUUUGUCCAUCAUUAGAUAUUCAUAUGCUGUGUAUUUGUGCAGAAAUGUGAGUUGGCUUAAAUUGGCAACCCAGGGGCUUGUGUUGAGGAUUGCAUGCCCUUAGCUGUCAGAGUUAAAAUCUGCAAGCUGUGACCAUGUCAUCUUCAUAUCUCCCAGCCACUACUGAUUCUCUAGCUCAGGCUUCUGAGGCUACAUCACCAUCUAACGCCAUCUCUAUUCUUUACCGCAUCCUUGAUAACCCAUCUUCUGCUUCUGAGGCCCUAAGGAUCAAAGAGCAGGCAAUCUCCAAUCUCUCUGACCUCCUUAGACAGGAGAAUAGGGCAGAGGAACUUAAAAACCUUCUGACCCAGUUGCGCCCCUUCUUUUCUUUGAUCCCCAAGGCAAAAACUGCAAAAAUUGUUCGAGGAAUCAUUGAUGCAGUGGCUAAAAUACCAGGUACAUCUGACCUUCAGGUUACACUUUGCAAGGAUAUAGUGGAGUGGACCCGUAAGGAGAAGCGGACAUUUCUUCGUCAACGAAUUGAGGCAAGACUCGCAGCUCUUUUGAUGGAAAACAAGGAAUACUCUGAAGCAUUGACCCUCCUUUCAGGACUGAUUAAGGAGGUGAGAAGAUUGGAUGAUAAGCUGCUUCUUGUGGAGAUUGACUUGCUGGAGAGCAAGCUACAUUUCUCGCUGAGAAAUCUUCCCAAAGCCAAGGCUGCGCUCACAGCUGCUCGAACAGCAGCCAAUGCUAUUUAUGUGCCUCCAGCUCAGCAAGGUUCUAUUGAUUUGCAGAGCGGGAUCCUUCAUGCGGAAGAGAAGGAUUAUAAAACUGGUUACAGCUAUUUCUAUGAAGCAUUUGAAGCAUUCAAUGCCCUUGAAGAUCCCCAGGCCAUAUACAGCCUCAAGUAUAUGUUGCUUUGCAAAAUCAUGGUCAACCAGUCUGAUGAUGUUGCAGGAAUAAUAUCAUCCCCAAAGGUUGGAUUGCAAUAUCAGGGGCCAGAAGUCGAUGCAAUGAAAGCUGUUGCGGAUGCACAUUCCAAGCGCUCCUUGAAGCUCUUCGAGACUGCUCUUCGGAACUUUAAGGCUCAGCUAGAUGAAGAUCCUAUCGUCCACCGGCACCUGUCUUCCCUCUAUGACACUUUGCUUGAGCAGAACCUUUGUAGAUUGAUUGAGCCCUUCUCGAGAGUUGAGAUUGCUCAUAUUGCUGAGUUGAUAGAGUUGCCUGGUGACCAUGUUGAGAAGAAGUUAUCUCAAAUGAUUUUGGAUAAGAAAUUCGCUGGGACCCUGGACCAGGGUGCUGGAUGCCUUAUAAUUUUUGAGGAUCCUAAACCAGAUGCAAUUUUUCCAGCUACGUUGGAGACUGUUUCAAAUAUGGGGAAGGUUGUUGAAAGUCUGUUUGUAAGAUCUUCGAGAAUAAUAGCUUGAGUGUUAGAUCCGUUGGAAACCGUUUCAAAUAUGGGGAUAAGUUGUUGACAGUCUGUUUGUAAGAUCUUCGAGAACAAUAGCUUGAGUGUUAGAUCUUUUUUUGACGUGUAUCUUUUCCCUUUAUGUGCUCUACCUUUUGUGUGCUGCACGCAGCCUCUGUUUUCAGCAUUUGACAUUCUUUAUAUUAUAAGGUUCCUUUCCUGAUA
Molecule: messenger RNA, 2325 nt
Organism: Nicotiana attenuata
Lineage: Eukaryota; Viridiplantae; Streptophyta; Magnoliopsida; Solanales; Solanaceae
Product: 26S proteasome non-ATPase regulatory subunit 11 homolog
Exons: 2
Coding region: 848-2119 (423 amino acids)
Biological process (GO): ubiquitin-dependent protein catabolic process
Cellular component (GO): proteasome regulatory particle, lid subcomplex
Molecular function (GO): structural molecule activity
Source: RefSeq, a predicted model, not a curated record